UUCAGUCUCAUAUAUAUAUUUUGAGUGGCGCAUCAGUCUCAUCUUCCUCCAUGGCUCUAAACAACUUUUUGACUUUCCAACUACUCCUUCUUCUACUUCGUGUUUCAUCGGAAUCUCCAUGGAUCGUCGCCGGAGAUGUGUCUCGAAUCCCGAUCAAUUUCCUCGAAUUAGCAAAGAGCCCGGAGGUUUUCGAUUCAAUGGUGAGAAUCAGAAGGAAAAUCCACGAGAAUCCUGAGCUGGGAUACGAGGAAUUCGAAACUAGUAAGUUCAUUAGGUCGGAGCUUGACCUUAUCGGAGUUAAGUAUAGGUUUCCGGUAGCUAUCACCGGUAUUAUCGGAUAUAUCGGUACCGGAGAACCACCAUUCGUCGCUCUAAGAGCAGAUAUGGAUGCUUUGCCUAUUCAGGAAGCUGUUGAGUGGGAGCACAAGAGCAAAAAUCCUGGAAAAAUGCAUGCUUGUGGACAUGAUGGUCAUGUUGCUAUGCUUCUUGGUGCUGCUAAGAUACUUCAACAACAUCGCCAACAUUUGCAGGGAACUGUGGUGCUUAUCUUUCAGCCAGCUGAGGAAGGUUUGAGUGGAGCAAAGAUGAUGAGAGAAGAAGGAGCGUUGAAGAACGUUGAAGCUAUUUUUGGUAUACAUCUUUCCCCCCGGACUCCCUUUGGGAAAGCUGCUUCACUUGCAGGUUCAUUUAUGGCUGGAGCUGGAGCUUUCGAGGCUGUAAUCACUGGGAAAGGAGGUCAUGCUGCCAUCCCUCAGCAUACAAUAGAUCCUGUUGUUGCAGCUUCAAGCAUUGUCCUCAGUCUUCAACACUUGGUUUCACGUGAAACUGACCCUUCGGAUUCAAAGGUGGUCACAGUUACUAAGGUUAAUGGAGGCAACGCGUUCAAUGUCAUCCCUGAUUCAAUCACCAUAGGAGGAACUCUUCGAGCCUUUACCGGGUUUACUCAGCUUCAGGAGAGAAUCAAAGAGGUGAUCUGAUCCUUUUUGAUUUUUUUCUCUGUAUGUUAUUUUACCAUAGAAUCAACAAACCCUGGUUUCAACUUUUGAUUCUAGAUUAUUACAAAGCAAGCAGCCGUUCACCGAUGCAAUGCGUCCGUGAAUCUAGCACCCAAUGGUAACCAACCGAUGCCACCAACUGUGAACAACAUGGACUUAUACAAGAAAUUCAAGAAGGUGGUUAGGGAUUUGUUGGGUCAAGAAGCUUUUGUGGAAGCAGUGCCUGAAAUGGGAUCCGAGGACUUCUCAUACUUUGCAGAAACAAUCCCGGGCCAUUUCUCCCUCUUGGGAAUGCAAGAUGAGACCCAAGGUUAUGCGUCGUCUCAUUCACCACACUAUAGAAUCAACGAGGAUGUUCUUCCUUACGGAGCUGCUAUCCAUGCAACGAUGGCAGUACAGUACCUCAAAGAUAAGGCUUCUAAAGGUUCUGUCUCAGGCUUUCAUGACGAACUCUAAUCCCUGUCAACCUUGGUACAGUUUCCUCAUCGGUCAUUGGUUCGAAUUCAGAAGUACCAAAUUUACACUCCAUUGUUGAUAGAAUUCCAUUUAAAUGAUGAAAAGCCUUAAUUCGUAGAACAAUUUCAAUUGGGAAAUUCUCAACUUUUAUGAUAUGUUUGUGUAACUGUAACAUACUGGCAUAAUCUUAGAACAUGAAUUAUAAUUAAUAGGCUAGUCUUGUUGUAAUGCAUUGGCAAAACCACACCUUUUAUGUUUAUAUUGAUCAGAAUCGGAGAUUUUAAGCAUCAAUUUACAUUCUUUGGAAGGAAAGAAACUCAAGAUUGCAUAAUGC
Messenger RNA from Arabidopsis thaliana (thale cress), 1785 nucleotides. RefSeq names its product IAA-leucine resistant (ILR)-like 1 (gene ILL1). Bases 51 to 977 code for a protein of 308 amino acids. The transcript is spliced from 4 exons. NCBI's taxonomy places the organism in Eukaryota, Viridiplantae, Streptophyta, Magnoliopsida, Brassicales, Brassicaceae. Gene Ontology annotation, cellular component: endoplasmic reticulum lumen. The record is from RefSeq and is marked reviewed. Gene Ontology annotation, molecular function: hydrolase activity. Gene Ontology annotation, biological process: auxin metabolic process.